This is a messenger RNA of Haplochromis burtoni (Burton's mouthbrooder), 1523 nucleotides long. RefSeq names its product tetraspanin 15 (gene tspan15). The record is from RefSeq and is a predicted model, not a curated record. The transcript has 8 exons. Gene Ontology annotation, cellular component: membrane. Lineage: Eukaryota; Metazoa; Chordata; Actinopteri; Cichliformes; Cichlidae. The coding region runs from base 91 to 957 and encodes 288 amino acids.
GUUUCCAGGUGCUAUGACGAGGACAACGCGGAAGUGAAUUGUCAACAGUCCAAAGAGCCGCUGAAAGAAACUAUCUUCCGUCCAGACACGAUGGCAGAGGGAGAGUCUAAAUGUUGUGCUGAUUGUUCCUAUUAUAUCAUCAAAUUCAUGCUGUUCAUCUACGCCUGCUGUUGGUGGCUAAUAGGCGGAUGUAUCCUGGGUAUUGGCAUCUAUGCAGAAGUAGAGCGACAGCAGUACAAGACACUGGAGGGUGUGUUUCUGGCCCCAUCUAUAAUCCUGAUCCUACUGGGCAUCAUCCUAUUUGUUGUUUCAUUCAUUGGAGUCUUGGGUUCCCUGAGGGAUAAUAUAACUCUAUUGAAAGUGUUCAUGUACACCCUGGCAGUGUGUCUGCUCCUGGAGCUGGUUGGAGCAAUCUUGGGGCUGGUGUUUCACAACCAGGCGGAACGUUUAUUGAACAAGAACAUUCGAAAGGGCAUAGUAAACUACUACGAUGACUUGGACUUCAAAAACAUCAUGGACUACGUUCAGAAUAGGUUUAAGUGUUGUGGAGGUGAAGAAUUUAAAGACUGGAAAGUCAACAUGUACCACAACUGUAGUGCGCCUGGUCCGUUAGCCUGCGGUGUCCCAUAUACCUGCUGUGUUACUACUAAGAAUAAUGAAGUGCCCAACACUAUGUGUGGGUACAAGGCUCUAGAUGACCAGCAUCAACCACUGCCUGACAUCUAUACCAGAGGCUGCACCGGUGCAUUCAUUUACUGGCUGCUGGACAAUUAUAAGAUUAUGAUCAUACUUCUGUUUUUGAUCCUAGUGCCUCAGUUCUUCGGUGUGCUAGUCACCCGGAUAUAUAUCACUCGUAUUGAAGACAUAAGUGAUCAGUAUGCUGAACCCACCGAAGAUGCACUACGUCAGAAAGGUCGCUUGGACAAAUGGUUCAAAUGUAUGCCAGAAUGGGACUGACAGAAAACUGCAAGUAGCGAAGAGAUCUGAUGUUCAAUUGUGCUUUUUUUUUUCUUUUUCUUUUUUUCAGCGUCCACUGUUUUACUUACUUUUAACAACUUUGUUGAAAUACAGUGUACUAAUGGUGGAAAAUACUCGUUUAGAUAUGAGCUUUUAACUGCAAUGUGCCUAACAUGGUCUCAGGGAUAAAGACAAAAUACAAAACAACCACUUUUGUUUCUUUCUUUUAUGUGAAAUGAGUCUUUUCCAGUGCAACACACAAUCACAGUUUGUGGCGUUGCCUUAAUUUUGAUACUUUUCUGCCCCUGUUUCUUCUGUUGAUUAAACCAUUGCUUGACCUUUCUAAAUAAUCAAUGCUGAAUUGGUAUUGAAGUGCUGGUAUGCAUAAAAAUGGUCUAAAAUGACUUUUUUUGUUUGUUGCUUAAAAACAGCUGGUCAGUUUGCCUUAUUUGUAUCUCCUGAUGUGUCCAGGACAAGUGUUACCUAUGAUGCUCAGAUGUAUUACAGAUAUUUUAUUAAAGCAAAAAAAACCUUUAUUAUGAAAUACAAUUUUGUCAGUGGGAACA